Anthonomus grandis grandis is the source of this 1368-nucleotide messenger RNA. RefSeq lists its product as uncharacterized. The coding region runs from base 1 to 1368 and encodes 455 amino acids. Lineage: Eukaryota; Metazoa; Arthropoda; Insecta; Coleoptera; Curculionidae. The record is from RefSeq and is a predicted model, not a curated record. The transcript has 5 exons.
AUGAGGGUCGGCAACAAGCCACCGCCGGGAUUUCGGGGUCCGAGUCCCGAAGGGGGUUCCCGGGGGACUUCGCCCCUAGUGGUUUCCCUCUCUGGGGGAACUGUCACCUUGUCGUCGGUGAGAGGGCUCAGUAACCUACAGCCAGGGAGCAAUGCCGGCGGUAGCAUAGCUACCGGUAGAGCGACCCAUGCCGUAUAUGCCCCUACAUGCUCUGCACUCGAUGAUGAGAUAGAGAGAUUCUACGAUGACAUUUCACAAGCGCUGACAAUAGAAACAGCACACUACAAAUACAAUAUUGGCGAUUUCAAUGCUAAACUAGGAGUACCAGCGGGAAACGGAAAUCAAUAUGUGGGUAAAUUCGGACUGGGUUGUACCAACGAAAGAGGAGAAAGACUGAUCAAUUAUCUCCAAAAAGAAACGGACAGUAAAGAUUUAAUGGAUAUCGUGGAAAAUUUCUACAGCACACUGUACACAGGAGUCAACCCAGAACAAGCAAUCGGAGUUGAUGAAACGAUUCUCAAUGUAGGCUCCGAAGAUCUUCCUGACAUUACCAGAGAAGAAGUAGAACUAGCAUUGUCUCAAAAGAAAAACGGUAAAGCACCAGGGGAAGAUGGAAUUAUAGCUAAAAUGAUAAAACUUGGGGGAAGAACUACUGUAGAAGCAAUGACAAUUCUUCUUAAUAAAUGUAUGACAGAAGGCGUGAUACCCCAAGCAUGGCAAAAGGCCCAGGUGGUGUCCCCUUGCACCAUCUCCCCAAAGCUGUUUACACUGGCACUGGAAGACGUUUUUAAAACUCUGGACUGGAACGAGAGAGGCAUCAAAAUCGACGGCAAACAUCUGAGCCAUUUACGCUUUGCGGAUGAUAUAGUACUCUUUAGCCAGAAUAUAAUAGAAUUACAGGACAUGUUGGCAGAACUUCAAAGAGAAUCGAAAAGAAUAGGUUUAACCAUGAAUUUAAAUAAAACAAAAGUCAUGUCACCUGACAAUAUUCAAGUACAUAUAGAAGACCGAAUUAUUGACAACGUCGAAGAAUAUGUAUAUUUGGGACAUUGCAUUAAAUUGGGCAAAGAAAAUCAAACUGCCGAAAUAAAUAGACGUGUUCGUUUGACAUGGGCAGCCACGGGUAAACUCUCACACGUCUUGAGAAAUGAAACUAUUCCAAUUAAUUUGAAAAGAAAGGUCUUCAAUGCCUGCUUACUGCCCGUGAUGACUUACGGAAUGGAAACCAUGACACUCACUGUUAAAUCAGCUAACAAGCUUAGGACCACCCAAAGAGCCAUAGAGCGGAUGAUGCUAGGAAUAAGCCUGAGAGACCAUAUAACAAAUGAGAGUAUUAGACAAAGAACUCUAAAGUUGAAGACGUCAUAA